Messenger RNA from Seriola aureovittata, 7456 nucleotides. Its product is annotated as aggrecan core protein-like. Gene Ontology annotation, biological process: cell adhesion. Bases 164 to 4828 code for a protein of 1554 amino acids. Gene Ontology annotation, molecular function: calcium ion binding; hyaluronic acid binding. The transcript has 20 exons. NCBI's taxonomy places the organism in Eukaryota, Metazoa, Chordata, Actinopteri, Carangiformes, Carangidae. The record is from RefSeq and is a predicted model, not a curated record.
UCUGCACACAGCUGAGCAUCCUGAGCUCUGUGUCCCUGAUCCUACUGCUGCUCACUGGGACUUUUAAACUCACGACCUGGACACCUGGAGGUCCACCGCCCCGAAAAGACACCACCGAGGAAGAGUUCAACAGGUGUGAAGGUAUUUCUGCAACAGGUAAAAUAUGAUCAGGUGGACCGUGUUGCUGUGUGUGUGUCUGAAUGUCAUCUCAGCAACAUUUGACUACAUGUAUGAGGAGCACUCCUUCAUGGACCCGGAGGAUGUGCUGAGUGUGAGCAUUCCUCUGGAGGGGCCACAGCGCCCUCUACUGGGAGUAACGAUGGUACUACCGUGUUACUUUGAGGACCACACUGUCCCAGACCCAGGAGCUCCCACCAUCGCCCCCCUCUCUCAUCGUAUCAAAUGGAGCCUCGUCACUAAAGAAAAAGUCACGACCAUCCUUGUGGCCUUGGAAGGACAAGUGCGUAUCACAGAGAGCUACCUGGACAGAGUUCAGCUGGUGGGUUACCCUGGAACCCCAACAGAUGCUAGCAUCAAGAUAUCCGAGCUACGGUCCAGUGACACAGGAGUGUAUCGCUGUGAGGUUCAGCAUGGCAUCGAGGACAACCACGACAUCGUCCAUGUGCAGGUUCAAGGUAUUGUGUUCCACUACCGGGCCAUCAUGGGUCGCUACAGUUUGACUUUUGAAAAGGCGAAGGCAGCAUGCACCGAGAACAGUGCGGUCAUGGCUUCACCUGAACAGCUUCAAGCGGCAUACGAUGAUGGUUUCCACCAGUGUGACGCCGGCUGGCUCUCUGAUCAGACUGUCAGGUACCCAAUCCAUGACCCUCGUGUGAACUGCUACGGUGACAAAGAGGAACUGCCUGGGGUCAGGACGUAUGGAGUCAGAGACCUCAAUGAGACUUACGAUGUCUACUGCUUCGCUGAGAAGAUGACAGGCAGAGUUUUCUACACUGCUUCUGCAGAAAAGUUCAGCUUCUCUGAGGCUGUGGAGGCGUGCUCUAAGCAGGGAGCUCGGCUGGCCACCACAGGUCAGCUCUACCUGGCUUGGCAAGGUGGGAUGGAUGUCUGUAACGCCGGCUGGCUGGGAGACCGGAGCGUCCGCUAUCCCAUCAACAUUCGUCGGCCCCAGUGUGGGGGGGGUCUGUUGGGUGUGCGAACAGUUUACCUCCACACAAACCAGACAGGAUACCCAUUCCCUGAAUCACGCUAUGAUUGCUUCUGUUACACAGAGUCCCCUGAUGAGGAAGGUUCAGGCAUCAUAGAAGAGGGAAGUGGCAUGCUGAGUGUUACCACGGUGACACAGAGCCCAGAGGUGUUCUUCAUGAGGACGACCACAGAGAGCGAGGCGAUCGGAGAGGUGGAGACUCAGCAACCCACCGUUGUGGACUUCACCUACACAGAUAGCCCCACCGAGCUGCCGCUGCCUCAGCCGCCCAACGCCACUGAGCUCAUCACCGAUCUGAUAAAGCCAGUCACCGCUCGGCCCGACGUAGGCCGGGAUCCCAGCAGAACCCUUGUGAUGCCUCCAACUGGUGUGGUCUUCCAUUACCGCUCAGGCUCCGCUCGCUACGCGUUCACCUUCGUUGAGGCUCAGCUAGCCUGUCAGAGAAUUGGAGCCUCCAUCGCCACGCCAGAGCAGCUGCAGGCAGCAUACGAGGCUGGAUAUCACCAGUGUGAUGCAGGAUGGUUACUGGACCAGACUGUAAGGUAUCCCAUUGUUUCCCCUCGAGAUAAGUGUGGUGGAGAUCUGGGAUACCAUCCCGGAGUUCGGUCUUAUGGUUUGAGGCCAGCAGACGAGAGAUACGACGUGUACUGCUACAUUGAUGGGCUCAAAGGUGAGGUUUUCCACGUGGGAUCGGCUGAGGGUUUCACCUACGACGAGGCUGUUUCUAGCUGUCAAGAGCAAAACGCGAUAUUGGCCUCCACCGGAGAGCUCUACGCAGCCUGGAAAAUGGGUUUCGACAAGUGCCGCGCUGGCUGGCUAGUGGAUCGUAGCGUCCGUUAUCCCAUCAACAACCCUCGUGCUCAGUGUGGAGCAGGGAAAUCAGGAGUGCACACCGUGUACGUAGACCCCAACCGGACAAGCUACCCUGAUCCUGAUGCUAAAUUUGAUGCAUACUGUUUCAGAGCGGACGUUCUACUUAUUGCAAAUGAGACUGGGCUGAACAUCACAGAUAUCCAGGAGGUCCUCCUCAACCUGACAGCAAUUACUGAUUUGUUGAGGCCUGCUGUUCCCUCUAUCGCCCCUCCUAUCCCCGUGGAGACAUCAGGCUCUGGUUCAGGCUCAGCAGACUUCAGCUCGGGUUUAGGGUCUGCAGUUGAUAGUGCCUCUGGGGGUCACUCUGGAGACCUGUCCUGUUCUGGAGACCUCUCUGGUUCUGGAGACCAGGUUGUGUCUGGAGAUCAAUCUGCUUCUGGAGACCUCUCUGGUUCUGGAGACCAGGUUGUGUCUGGAGAUCAAUCUGCUUCUGGAGACCAGGUUGUCUCUGGAGACCUGUCUGGUUCUGGAGACCAGGUUGUCUCUGGAGAUCAGUCUGCUUCUGGAGACCUGUCUGGUUCUGGAGACCAGGUUGUCUCUGGAGAUCAGUCUGCUUCUGGAGACCUGUCUGGUUCUGGAGACCAUAUUACCUCUGGAGAUCAAUCUGCCUCUGGAGACCUGUUAGGCUCUGGAGACCAGGUUACCUCUGGAGAUCAAUCUGCUUCUGGAGAGCUGUCUGGUUCUGGAGACCUGUCUGGCAGUGUGACUGAUAAGCUGGUCAGUGGAGAAUCAGGUCUUAGCAGUGCGGACGCUUCUGGAUCAGGUCUUAGUGGAGAAGAAUCCGGCUUCACUGUUGUGUUUUCAGGCAUUGACAGCAUUGUCUCUGGAGAGGGCUCAGUUUCAGGAGGACUCCAAGAAGCUGAAGAGGGGAGCACAGGGAUCCUUAUCUUCGAUUCAUCUGACGCAGGCUCUGGAGUGCUCAGUGGUAGCGGCGACCAGUCAGGAUAUAGCUCGGGAUCUGGAUUCAGCUCUGUGGAGAGUGGCUCUUCCUCAGACAUCUCUGGGGAAAGUGGAGAAUUCUCUGGCAUGACGUCCGGUUUCCUCACCAGCCGGGACUUUUCUGGGUUCAGUGGUUUCUCAUCAGGUUUCUCCUCUGGAAGUGCCAGUGGAGAGUCAGGAGAGCUUUCAGGGAGUGGAGACCCUCAGAUCUUGCUGAUUGAUGAUGAAAUGAUUGAUGCAUCUGCUCCUAUUACUCACAGGGAGCAUGAGCUCGGAGGAGGCCGACUGGUGUUCAGUGGCUCUGGAGACAUUUCAGGAUCUGGCAUUCUCAGUGGUGAUCUCAGUGGCUCGGCUUCAGGGAGUGGCUCAGAGUUCGGCUCAGGGUUCUUCUCAGAUGUGACCUUUGUGGGGUCAGGGUUAACUGAACUGUCAUUGUCAUCCUCUGGAGAGCAGGAGGCCUCUGGGUUUUUACUCUACAGCUCUGGACAGGGAAGUGGUGAACAUUUAUCUGGAUUUGGAAGCUCAAGUUCUGGAUCUGGAUCAGAAAUGUCUGGAUCAGGAAUGUCUGGAUCUGAGUCCUCUGCAAGCGGAGAAGAAGGCAGUGUUACAUUCCUGAGUGGGGAUUUCAUAACAGAGGUAUCCAGAGAUGCUACACUGUCUUUGGAGCUUGGACAGGGGUCUGUGGAGUACAGUGGAGACGGAAGCAGUAGCAGCAGUGGCUUCUAUUCGGGCAGCGGAGACGGCUACUCUUCCACAGCCAGCGGCAGUUCAUCAGGAGCUUCCUCUGGAUAUCUGACGCAGGUGGUGCUGCCCUCUCCAUCCAGCGAAUGGGCACUCACAGGGAGCACGACAGGACCGGAGGAGGCCCGUAGUGGGGCUGACCCGUCACAGACCCAUCAUGAUGUCUACGUGACCCAAGGCCCUGCACUCGCCCCUGCAGGACUGGCUGCUCCCCCCACCGCAGCUACACCAGCGUCCGUGCAGACACCAGGCAUUGUAGAAAAAACUGAGUCAGUAGCAGGUGGCUUUGACCCAUGUGACCCCAACCCCUGUGGUGCUGCUUCGUGCACAGUAGAGGAUGGAGUCGCUCUUUGCCAUGACGUAGAUGUGUGCCAUUCCAACCCGUGUGCCAAUGGAGCCACCUGUGUGGAGAGUGCAGACUCUUACAAAUGCUUAUGCCUGCCCAGCUAUGGAGGGGAACGCUGUGAGAUCGAUGAGCAGCAGUGUGAAGAAGGUUGGACGAAGUUUCAGGGGAACUGCUACCUGCACUUCUCUGACAGAGAGAUGUGGCUAGAUGCAGAGGGUCGCUGCCGGGACCUGAACGCCCACCUGGUCAGCAUCAUCACCCCAGAGGAGCAAGACUUUGUCAAUUCAAACGCACAGGACUACCAGUGGAUUGGGCUCAAUGACAAGACAGUAGAAAACGACUUCCGCUGGACGGACGGCACUCCACUGCAAUUCGAGAACUGGAGGCCAAACCAGCCAGAUAAUUACUUCAACUCGGGAGAGGACUGUGUGGUGAUGAUCUGGCACGAGAACGGCCAGUGGAACGACGUGCCCUGCAACUACCACCUGCCAUUCACCUGCAAGAAAGGCCCAGUGUCUUGUGGCGCCCCGCCGGAGGUCGAAAACGCUCACAUGUUUGGUAACAAGAGGGAGGAGUACCCCGUCAACUCCAUCAUCCGGUAUCAAUGCAACCCAGGAUUUAAACAGCGCCACCCACCGGUGGUUCGCUGCAAAGCAGACGGACAGUGGGAGAAACCCCAGGUGGAAUGUACCGACGUGAAAGCCAGAAAAAGAAUACAGCGGAAGUCCAGCAGAAGUCCGGCCAGUAGCAAGCUUCACUGAGAAGGACAAAGAGGAGUUGAUUAUUUCAAAAGAACGUUUACGCCACAAGAAAAUCUAUUUUCCAUUUUAGUGAAGAUGAUUUGAAGGGUUAAAUUUCUGAAACGCCCACAUGAAAGGUGCUACAUCAUGAGUAAUGUGAUUUUUAUCUCUUCUACCCCCUGCCCCUCAUAAUAUAUUUUAAUUAGAUACACUAAUUUUAUUGCUCUGAGUUUAUUUUCAUUGUGUGUAUUGUAAUAUAAUUUUAUUUGGUGAAAUCAUUGCUGGGAUACUUUGUUCUGUAUGAGUUUUACAUCAUUGGAUAGCAGCAUCUGUCUGGUUCAUUGUAGUCUGCUGUAGAUCUGUAUCACAGAGAUGGAUGAUGGUGGAUGACGGCAUGUUAGGAUUUGCUCAAGAACUGGUUUAUGUAAGGUACCAAAGAGUCGUGUGUUUGUUAGCAUAGCUCAUUGACAUUUCUGUAGGAGAAAAUACACGGCGGGGGGGAGAUGCUCUUUAAGGGGAAAUACUGUUUUAUUUUUGAAAGGUCACAUCAGUUCCCCCAUGGUUCCUGCUGGUUUCUACGCUCAGUCAGUGUAGUUCAAGUUAUCAGGGCUCGUUUUUCUUCCUUUAAAGAAGCACCUUCCUGCCACUUGAUCCUGUGAUACAGCAUCAAAAACAACUUCCUUAGAGCAAGGCCAUCCAACACUUUCCAUGUUUUAAUGUAGCUCAGAGGUGAAAGCACAUUAGAGAGCUGUUAAAGAUAUGAACAAGAUAAAUAUCCCAGUUAAUGGUUGAGCAACACAAGGCUAUGUUUACACUGAGCCAUUUGAGCAUCUGGAUUAUAAAUUUGAUUUGUCACCUCACGAACCGUGGGUUGGUUUAGUGAAAGGUCAGCCAUUGAAGAGAGAGUGAGCCAUUUUAUUGUUUAAAAAUGGGGAUAAUAGAGGUGAAUAUUCGUAGCGUGGCACUCAGUUGUAGUGCAGAGUAGUAUAAAGCCUCCCUCCUCUCUUCCCUCCACACAAUUGACCAAUCACAGUGUGCAGAUGGUGUAAAUGUCAGAUCGUCAAAUCCUGAAAGUUAUAGAAAUGGUCAGACAAAGACCCCUCUUUAUCCACCAUCAGACAGUUUGGGGGGAAGCCUUAUUCACGUUCCAAGUUUAUUUAUUUCAUAUCUGGAACCGAUUUUUCAUUUCUAAUCAGGUUAGACACUGAAGUUUGGAGUUUUAGUUAAUGAAAGUGAAUGUUAAAAAUCCAAACACAUAAGGAAUGUAGGCGUAUUGUAGGCAAACUUAGAAAACGUAAACCUGCUGCAACUCUACAUUCAACUUGUCAAAUGGAAUAGUUCUUGGAAAUACAUUAAAUUAUCCUCUUACCAAGAGAUAGAUGAUUAGUUUGAUAUCGCUGUCACGUCUGUAUGCAAAACAUGAAGCUACAGCCAGGAGGCGAUUAGCGCUAGCUUAGCAUAAUGACUGGGAACAGGGGAAAAGAGCUGGUCUAACCUCUGUCCAAAGGUAAAAACAUCUGCCUACCGGUAGGCUACUUCUAAAGAGAAAAUUAACAUGUUAUAUGUCGUUUUCAAGUGUUUUGUUUGAAUUAAACAAACUACAAAUAAUAUGUUAAGUAGUGAGCUUUAGAGGUGCUGGUAGGUACUUUUCUUUUUUACCUUUAACCUUUUUUAGCUAGCUGUUCCCUCGCUUCCAGUCUUUAUGCUAAGCUAACUGGCUGUUGCUUCAUAUUUAAUGGACAGACAUGAGAGUGCUAAUGAUCUUCUUAUCUAACUCUCAGCAAGAAAGCGGAUAAGCGUAUUUCCCAAAAUGUUUAAGCACAAGGCCAAAUCAUAGUAAAGCUAUAAUUCCAUGUAAUGCAUGUCCACCGUGCGUUUUAGAUUUUAGAUAUCUAAUCUUAAUAUGGAUUUAUACAUUUUUAGGAUUAGUGGUUUUAUUGGACAUUAUAUCUGGUCAUAUAUACAUACAUGGAUUAAAACAGGAAAAAAAAGACAUCACUGGUAUAUAACAUUUAAACCAAACUAAGUGAAGGCCAACACUCCCAACAGUAAAGUAACAGUAAAGUCUGUAAAAGUAUCUUGUAAUAAUGGUGGUUUACAGCAGAGACUUUUGUCAAUGUGAACACACAAGCUUUUAUUUAUUGAUUCCACACAGUGACACAGAGUCUCUCCGCUGGACUGAGCCAGUAAUUGAGAGAUUCAACACUGUUGUAUGAGACUACAGAAGCAUCAGCCACACACAGCCAGGGUGAAUAAAGUUUUAGUAGCUUCAUAUUGCAUAUUUAAUCUGUAGAGUAUUAAGAGAUACUUCUUGUGGGCCCACAGUUUUUGUGCGGCUGGUUUGAGUCUUUUGUUUUCUGUGUGUUUAGUCACUAUCGUCUUCCAUGAGGCUGUGCAGUGCAUAGUGUUUGUGUGGAGCAAGUGUCUUUACAAUGAACCUGUUAUCUAUUUCAUUUUUGUAACCUCAGAGGAAAUAACCUCACUGUAAACACUACAGUGUGACCUGCUUGUUGUUGUUUGUUUGUUUUUUUUUCAACUUUGACUGCUUUCAUUUGUGCACUUGUUUUGUGUAAUUGUUGCUGUAUGUGGGGGCUGUGCCUCCUUCAAAACAUACGAUCACCUGCUGAAUGAUAAACCAAAGACGAAGCA